CGGAGAGGACUGGAUGUACGCCAUCAACGACAACAUGCCGCACAACCUGCGCCUGAAGAACACCUCCAACAUGGACACGCACAACCUGACCCUCAUCGACGACAUCGUCAGCGAGUUCUUCACCAAGAGCAAGAUCGAACUGGUGACUUACGUAGCCACACUGGCCAUCGCUGAGCUGCUUCGCUACGACUUCAACAGACAGCAAAAUGACGUAGCGACGUGCUUGCAGUCGUCUUACCUCAACUUCCCCGAACCCCUGAUGAGCCUGUUCGUCAACGAGCACAUCAAGAAGAGCAUUGUCGAUAACUUUCGCAUCUUCUUCGAGAACAUCAAGAAAGAAGUGUUGGACACCGUUUCCUCCUUCGACUGGAUGGAUCAGAACACGCGCAUCAAGGCUCGGGUCAAGGUGAGCACCGUGGGCUUGCGGACUGUGGAGAGCACCACCCGGGAGGUGAACGCCGACGAAGAGAAGAUGUCCGGCGACUUCAUGGCCAACUACGUGGCGAUCGCGCGCUACAACAAGAAGCGCGCCAACCGAUACCCGGAGCCCAGCACCAAGCUGCAGCAGAACCUGGACCUCAUCAUCGGGAACGUGUACGUCGACUACGAGAAGAACGUCAUCAGCGUGCCCGCCAGAGACCUGCUGGAGCCAGUCUUCUUCGAGGACGCGAAGGAGAAGUUCGUCAACCUGUCGUACAUAGGCAGCACGGUGGCAGCCGAGAUGGUCUCCGUGGCGUUUUCACCCUCCGGCUCCAGGUACGCGGCUGGCGGUCUCCAGAUAGACUGGUGGCCCGAGCGGGUGAACACAAGCUACGACAAACGCCUGCGCUGCUACCUGUCGGAGUACCGCCAGCUUUCCAAGGAUUUCGUCCAUUCGGGCAAUUUUUCGGCCGACGCGACGCCGCCGUCGGAAGUUCUGGAAUACCUGAUGACGUACAGCCGCGGUCUGGAGAUCUCCUACAAAAUGGCUGACAUCACGGACACCAGCAACAAGCAGCUGUUUUUCACGCGCUUCUGCCAGGCGCUUUGCGACAGCAACGCCAACAAGAACACGUACGCCCGCAAGAGCCUGAACGUCAGGCUUGCCUGCAUGUACCCUCUCUUGCACAGCGAAGGCUUCCGGGAAGCGUUCGAAUGCGAACACACGCACACGCUCUACCCGAAGGAAAGCUGUCCGCGCCUGUAGCCCACAACACGUCGCUGGCCACACAAGCUGCGGAUUCUACUGUGUUAUCUACAUUGGAUUUCGCAUCGUCUUGGCCGACAAUGGAAUUUACUCUGGAUCUUGUGUCGUGUUUGUCGUAUAGUUGAUGCACUGCUGCCUGUAGCCCAGAAGUACACGUCGGUGGACACGCAAGGUGCGGCUUCGACUGUGGCUUUUGCUUUGUUUGGAUGUUUUGUCGUUUUGGUCGACAACUUU
Molecule: messenger RNA, 1420 nt
Organism: Rhipicephalus sanguineus (brown dog tick)
Lineage: Eukaryota; Metazoa; Arthropoda; Arachnida; Ixodida; Ixodidae
Product: neprilysin-11-like
Exons: 5
Coding region: 14-1186 (390 amino acids)
Biological process (GO): protein processing
Cellular component (GO): plasma membrane
Molecular function (GO): metalloendopeptidase activity
Source: RefSeq, a predicted model, not a curated record